CAGGAAGCGCCGGGAGGCCCGAGCCGUCCCAGGGUGCUCCGCGCGGCGUGCACUCGGGCCGCUGCCGCCAUCCCGCUGGCGAGAAGCUGAGGGAGGCCCGCCCGCUCGCCGGCCGGGCCAGUGUGGGCCAGAGCGUGAGGGCGCGGGGGCCCGUGCCAGCCCGCCAGCCGCGGGGCGCAGCCGCCACCCCCGGACGGACAUGUUGGAGUCCGGCGUCACCGCCGCCGCCGUUUCCUCAUCCUCCGAACGGGACUGAGCCGGGAGUCGGGGGGGGGGGGGGCCGUCGCCGUCGCCGCCGCUCCCUGCCGGGUCCACCGGGGCCUCGGACGCCGCCGCCCUCGGGCCCCGCUCCGCCGCGGCGCCAGGUCUAUGUGACCGGCCGGCCCGGGGCCGCCGCAGCGCGAACAUGGACGCCGUCAACGCCUUCAACCAGGAGCUCUUUUCACUUAUGGAUAUGAAGCCUCCCAUUUCUAGAGCCAAGAUGAUUCUUAUCACAAAAGCUGCUAUUAAAGCUAUUAAGCUUUAUAAGCAUGUGGUACAAAUAGUAGAAAAGUUCAUCAAAAAGUGUAAACCAGAAUACAAAGUUCCAGGAUUAUAUGUAAUUGACUCAAUUGUACGACAGUCUCGCCAUCAGUUUGGAACUGAUAAAGAUGUUUUUGGGCCAAGAUUCUCUAAAAACAUAACUGCUACAUUCCAAUAUUUAUAUCUUUGUCCAUCUGAAGAUAAGAGUAAAAUAGUUCGUGUGCUGAACCUUUGGCAGAAAAAUGGAGUAUUCAAAAUAGAAAUUAUACAGCCUCUUUUGGACAUGGCAGCAGGAACCAGUAACGUUGCCCCAGUAGCAGAGACUGUCGCUAACAAUGAAGGUUCCCCUCCACCUCCAGUUAAAAUUGCUUCUGAACCUACACAAGCCACUACAAACUCUAUACCAGCUGUGCCACAGCUGCCCAGUUCAGAUGCCUUUGCUGCUGUGGCCCAACUGUUUCAGACGACUCAAGGUCAACAGCUUCAGCAGAUCCUUCAGACUUUUCAGCAGCCUCCAAAGCCCCAGUCUCCUGCCAUUGACAACGCUGUGAUGGCUCAGGUGCAGGCUAUCACAGCUCAGUUGAAGACUGCUCCUACACAGCCACCAGAACAGAAAGCUGCUUUCCCCGCACCCGAGCAGAAGACCACGUUUGACAAGAAGCUGCUGGAUAGAUUUGAUUAUGACGAUGAGCCAGAAGCUAUGGAAGAAUCGAAAAAAGAAGAUGCAGCAACCACCGCCGCUGCUGCUUCUACUGCCGCUGCCACCGCCACAGCACCUGCUGCUGUUGCUCCCACCCCGCCUGCUCCCGCCGCCUCAGUCCCCCCUGCCGUCCCCAUCGCCACGCCUGCUGCUUCUCCGUCACAGGCACCCUUUGGGUUUCCUGGAGACGGCGCACAACAGCCCGCAUAUGCGCAGCAGCAAGCUGUGGAUCAGUUUCAGCCUCGAAUGAUGCCCAUCCCGCAGGAGCCAGUGCACCAUCAGGUCCCACUUCCUCCUAACGGACAGAUGCCAGGAUUUGGCCUUCUCCCUACACCAUUUCCACCUAUGGCUCAGCCUGUAAUCCCGCCAACUCCAGCUGUGCAGCAGUCUUUCCAGCCUCCUUUUCAGGCACAGAGUGAACCGCUCGCACAGAAGGCACAUCAGGAAAUGGAAGUCGAACAACCUUGUAUUCAAGAAGUUAAGAGGCAUAUAUCUGAUAACAGAAAGUCAAGGUCAAGGUCAGCAUCCAGGUCACCAAAAAGAAGACGAUCUCGAUCUGGUUCUAGAUCACGAAGGUCUCGUCAUCGACGUUCUAGAUCUCGGUCAAGAGAUAGGCGCCGACAUUCUCCUAGGUCUCGAUCCCAAGAAAGACGGGAUCGGGAAAAAGAAAGAGAACGGCGACAGAAAGGGCUUCCUCCCAUCAAAUCUGAAACUGCCAGUGUUUGUAGUACUACACUCUGGGUGGGACAGCUGGACAAAAGGACUACUCAGCAGGACGUUGGCAGUCUCUUAGAAGAGUUUGGGCCAAUUGAAUCAAUUAAUAUGAUUCCUCCCCGAGGCUGUGCCUAUAUUGUUAUGGUUCAUAGGCAAGAUGCUAAUCGGGCCCUGCAGAAACUGAGCCGAGGAAAUUACAAAGUGAACCAGAAGUCCAUAAAGAUUGCCUGGGCCUUGAAUAAAGGAAUUAAGGCAGAUUACAAACAGUAUUGGGAUGUCGAACUUGGUGUUACUUACGUUCCGUGGGACAAAGUGAAGCCAGAAGAACUGGAGGGUUUCUGUGAAGGUGGCAUGUUGGAUAGUGACACACUCAGCCCAGAUUGGAAAGGAAUUCCUAAGAAACCUGAAAAUGAAGUUGCACAAAAUGGAGGAGCAGAACCCUCACACACAGAACCAGUCUCCCCUGUUCCUAAACCAUUGCCUGUGCCUGUCCCUCCUAUUCCUGUUCCUGCACCUAUAACAGUACCACCUCCACAGGUCCCACCCCACCAGCCAGGCCCUCCUGUUGUCGGUGCUCUGCAGCCUCCAGCCUUCACGCCCCCCAUGGGGAUUCCCCCUCCUGGCUUUGGUCCUGGUGUUCCUCCUCCACCACCACCACCACCAUUUUUGCGUCCGGGAUUCAACCCAAUGCAUUUACCACCAGGUUUCCUUCCUCCUGGGCCCCCACCUCCUAUAACUCCACCAGUUUCCAUUCCUCCUCCUCACACUCCGCCAAUAAGCAUCCCAAACUCCACUAUCGCUGGUAUAAAUGAAGACACUACAAAAGACUUAUCUAUUGGAAAUCCCAUUCCAACAGUGGUGUCUGGGGCUAGAGGAAACGCCGAGUCUGGUGACAGUGUGAAAAUGUAUGGCUCAGCCGUGCCACCCGCCGCACCCACGAAUCUGCCCACUCCUCCUGUAACCCAGCCCGUUUCACUUCUUGGUACUCAAGGAGUCGCACCUGGUCCCGUGAUUGGACUCCAAGCCCCAUCCACGGGUCUCCUGGGCGCCCGCCCAGGCCUCAUCCCCCUCCAGCGCCCCCCCGGAAUGCCGCCACCUCACCUGCAGCGCUUCCCCAUGAUGCCCCCUCGCCCCAUGCCGCCGCACAUGAUGCACAGAGGGCCCCCCCCAGGGCCGGGCGGCUUUGGGAUGCCUCCACCGCAUGCCAUGAAAGGCCCGUUCCCGCCGCACGGGCCCUUUGUCAGGCCGGGGGGCAUGCCAGGCCUCGGGGGCCCGGGGCCAGGCCCGGGUGCUCCUGGGCCUGAAGACAGAGACGGAAGGCAGCAGCCGCCGCCACAGCAGCCGCCACCGGCCCAGCAGCCGCCACCGGCUCAGCAGCAGCAGCAGCAGCAGCAGCAGCCGCCGUACAGAAACGAUAACAGGCAGCAGUUCAAUUCAGGUAGAGACCAAGAAAGGUUUGGAAGAAGAUCUUUCGGAAAUAGGGCGGAGAAUGACCGGGAACGGUAUGGGAGCCGUAACGAGGAUAGAGAUCAUAGCAGUCGCGACAGGCGAGAGUGGGGAAGGAGGAGCCCUGACCGGGACAGGCACAGAGACUCGGAGGAAAGAAAUAGACGCUCUGGUGGGCAUCGAGACAGAGAGAGAGAUUCCAGAGAUAGAGAGUCCCGUAGAGAGAAGGAAGAGAACCGAGGAAAGGAGAAGUCUGAGGCGCCAGAGAGGGCAAGUGGUAACAAGGCCUCCGACCCUCCUGUUAGCCAAAUGGGAAAAGGCGACACCGUCCCAGAACUCAAGGGGACUGAGUCCGAGUCCACAGGGAAAAAACCUCCCGAAGAGUUACCUGCUGAGGCUACCUCAUCCGUCGAACCCGAAAAGGAUUCCGGCUCAGCAGCCGAGGCUCCUCGCUAGAGACUGGAACGCGUCUGGCUGGGACGGGGACACUUGCGGAGUGUAGAGUCGGGAUGUACAGAUGCUGUAUGAUAAUUCGCUCCUGCUAAAUCCACAGCCCCGCAGUAGUUGGUGGGGAAUUGUAAGCAAUUUGAUUGCUCCCUUCUAUUUAAAAAUAGCCACAAAAUAACAAAAAAUACUGAAAAUAUGGAUAAAUAUUACCCCUUUUUGCUGUAACUUUUUAAAAGUUUUGACUUUAAAAAGUUUACAAAAUCGUAAUUAGAAGUGCUCUCUAUUUUUUUUUUUUAAUUUAAGACAAGGUUAACGGUGAAAGCUCAAAACAAUAGGGAUGUUUUUAAUAAACUCUAUUUUCGUAACAAACUUUAACGUGUGCUAUUCUUCCUACACUGCAUCAAGGUGGAAAAGGAUUGUUCACCAUCAAAGUUUGAGCUGUUAAUAACUGUACUGGAGUCUAAAUUAGACUUGUUUAUUUGGAAAUAGAUAUUUUUGUGUAGUUAUUUUCAAAUUUUCCUUUUGUAACUCUUUGUUAGCUACUCAAUGGUAAGGUGAGAGGUUUCGAUGUUAACUGGGGGCAAAAAUUGUCAGCUUUUGCAACUGAAUUCAGGAUUUUCUUUUCUGCCUUAGGCUUUGUGGUAAAUGUUUCCCUGAAUUAAACUGUAAAGAGAACUUU
Molecule: messenger RNA, 4508 nt
Organism: Erinaceus europaeus (western European hedgehog)
Lineage: Eukaryota; Metazoa; Chordata; Mammalia; Eulipotyphla; Erinaceidae
Gene: SCAF4
Product: SR-related CTD associated factor 4
Exons: 20
Coding region: 407-3838 (1143 amino acids)
Biological process (GO): negative regulation of termination of RNA polymerase II transcription, poly(A)-coupled
Cellular component (GO): nucleus
Molecular function (GO): RNA binding; RNA polymerase II C-terminal domain phosphoserine binding
Source: RefSeq, a predicted model, not a curated record